AUGCGGUCGAAAAUUUUUGAUGAUGCCAAACUCGAACGACUACGGCGUGAGGCUAUUCCCUCAUCGAAUGAAGCGGCUAUGGCAGGGGAUGCGACUCCUCAGGCCAAAGACCAGCGUCCACACGUGGAAGAAGCCUUGUAUCUUCCAGUUUUGGUUGAUUCAGACGAUGAUAAAAUAGUCUCCAACGUACUAGAGCAAAUGAGGAGCAUAUUGGAAGAGGCGAUUUCGAAAACGAAACGAAAAAAAUCAACCGCGACUUCCCCGCAUAUCCCUAAGUAA
Messenger RNA from Parnassius apollo (apollo), 279 nucleotides. NCBI's taxonomy places the organism in Eukaryota, Metazoa, Arthropoda, Insecta, Lepidoptera, Papilionidae. The record is from the annotation of a GenBank genome assembly.